This is a messenger RNA of Mesitornis unicolor (brown roatelo), 663 nucleotides long. It is a transcript of the gene PGAM5, whose product is annotated as phosphoglycerate mutase family member 5. NCBI's taxonomy places the organism in Eukaryota, Metazoa, Chordata, Aves, Mesitornithiformes, Mesitornithidae. The transcript has 4 exons. The annotation marks the transcript as partial. Gene Ontology annotation, cellular component: mitochondrion. Gene Ontology annotation, biological process: positive regulation of mitochondrial fission. The record is from RefSeq and is a predicted model, not a curated record.
GUCGAGAGCAGGCUGAACUGACUGGACACAGGCUGGCAAGUUUGGGAAUAAAAUUUGAUCAGAUUAUCCACUCCUCCAUGACAAGAGCAACUGAAACCACUGAAAUUAUAAGUAAACAUCUCCCAGGAGUCAAAAAAAUUAGUACUGAUCUGCUGAGAGAGGGAGCGCCUAUAGAACCAGAUCCUCCAGUCUCACACUGGAAACCAGAAGCUGUGCAGUAUUACGAAGAUGGAGCUCGAAUUGAGGCUGCUUUUCGAAACUUCAUUCAUAGAGCUGAUGCAAAGCAGGAAGAAGACAGCUACGAGAUCUUUGUCUGCCAUGCCAACGUGAUCCGCUAUAUCGUGUGCAGGGCGUUGCAGUUCCCCCCGGAAGGCUGGCUGCGAAUGUCUCUUAACAAUGGCAGUAUAACUCACUUGGUGAUCCGUCCGAACGGAAGAGUGGCGCUUCGAACACUGGGUGACACAGGGUUCAUGCCUCCAGAUAAAAUCACGCGUACCUGAAUGAGCAAAACUGAUGGCUGUCCAGGAGCUGCCUCUAGUCUCUUUGCACUAGUACAUUCAGCUACAGUACCACUAGAUUUUUAUCUGUUAUGUUGGGGUGUGAUGCUGUCUUAAAAUGUCCUUUAGCCCCUUGCCUCCUUCAUACUCGUACCUGCCUUUCAGU